AUCGAUCAAAUAAUCACCAGAAUGGUGUUGUUUUUUGUCUAAUGUCUGGAAAGUGUUAAAAUGCUCAAUAAUAUUUAUAUUUAACCGUUAUUAAACUAGAACACUAAUGUUGACAUCACGGACUGUUGGUAAUUCAACAGCCAUGGCACCCACCAUGGACACCAUGGAUUCAAUACCCUUGAGUUUUAUCCUUUCUGAUGAUGGGGGAACUCUUCUUGCCGUGACAGAAACCGGAGAUGGUACAAUUGAGUUGAUGAGUACGCCGAUAACUUUCAUAAACGACACGAACGAAAUUUCCGUCGCUUCCAAAACGGCUAACGACAAUCCAGAAUCAAAUAUAUCACUACUGCAAUUCAAUUUGGGAGGAAUUUCGGGAUCAAGAACCCAACAAGCAACUUUGCUUCCUACAAACAUGAUCUCCUUCAUUUCAAAUGAUUCCAAUUUGAUUCCAACCAUUCCUACAAAAGAAGAUCAAUCUCCAGUCGGUUAUCAAAUAUCUCAAUACCAACCUAUCAGAGCGAAACCAGACACGUCUUCCAAAGAAUUUUCUUCGACACCUGUUAUGUCUCCAGUAUCCAAGUCUUCCAAAUCUCAGUUGAAAUCUCCGAAGAGAAGUCCUGGCAGGCCGAAGAAAAGUGAAAAGUCUCUUAGAAAGAUUGAAUUAAAAUGCGAAAUUUGUGGCGAGGACUUUAAGAAGCACAGUUUAUAUCGAAGGCAUAUGGAACAUCAUGCAGAGGAAAAGCCGCACCGGUGUCCAAAGUGUCCCGCAUCAUUUAAUGUGCCAACGAAUUUUACACUUCACAUGGCGACACACAACAUUGGCGAGCCAAAAUGUCCCGAAUGUGGAAAAAAAUUUGCGAGAAUGGCGAGUUUAAAAUCCCACAUGAUGCUGCACCAGAGAGAGGAAAAUCUUUUCUGCACCGAGUGCGAAGAUGCAUUUUCAACAAAGGCUCAACUCGACGCUCAUCUAAAACUUCACAACGAAAAAUGGACGACCGAAGAUGCCAGGAAGUGCAAGCUUUGCCACAAACAGUUUACUCAGCCGGCUUUGUACAGGCAACAUAUUCGAGAACACUACAGGUUGCAGACGAAGCUGAUGAAGCAGACGAAGAGGGGGGCCAGACACAAGACAAUGUACAAGUGCAAAAUAUGUCUCAAGUCUUUCCAAAAACCGAGCCAGCUGAUGAGACAUAUCAGAGUUCACACAGGAGAGAAACCAUUCAAGUGUACGGUUUGUAGCAGAAGAUUCACACAAAAAGGCUCACUUCAAAUUCACAUGUCGCAACACGAUGGACUCAGGCCACAUGCUUGUGACUUUUGUAGUGCGAGAUUCAGCCAAAAAGGAAACCUAAACGCCCACAUCCACAGGGUGCAUAAUCUACCGGAUGAGGGUCAGAUAUAUGCAUGCACUUAUUGCUGCUGUGCCUUCAAAAAACUAGGCAGUUUGAAUGCACAUUUGAAAAGAAGACACGCACUUCCCAUUGAGGAAGAAAAUCCAAAAUGUGAUAGUUCGACGUCAGACGCAGAUAUGCAGGCAACUGUGGAAAAUGUUAUGUCACAGCUUGCUUCUCUUGAAUCUGAGGUUAAAAAUCACGCGGAUUCAACUGAAAAGGAUACUAAUGAUAUUUUGCAACAGGCUUUGCAAAAUAGCGGAUUGCCAAGCAAAGAAAAAGAUGCUGAAGAGGCUAAAAAGUCUAAGGGACGAACAAUGAUGGUCACAUUAUUAGACCGAAAUUCAGAUGGCGAUGCCAGAAAAUAUGUGACAAUCAAACAGCGGCAUGUUGGCGACAUGUUAUGGUUUACUUGCACCUUUUGCCAGAAAGAGUUUAAAAAGCCAUCGGAUCUCAUAAGACAUUUACGAAUUCACACGCAAGAAAAACCAUUUAGGUGUUCGUACUGCAGUCGCACUUUUGCCUUAAAAUCAACAAUGGUGGGCCAUGAACGCACGCAUUCUGUCACCAAGAAAUUUCCAUGCGGAUCGUGCGAACAUGUAUUUUCAACUCGGAGUAGUCUUACAGCUCACGCCAGGUUGCAUACGAGGGCCUUUAUGUGCAGCAUUUGUAAGAAGUGUUUCAGUGGAAGUUCCUUGUUAAAAAAUCACAUCAAGUGUCACUCAAAGCCGAAAACGAAAAUAUCUCCAGAGGUGGAAAGUCUUGUUCCCCAGAUCAUUUUAAAGGAACCGUUGCUUAUCAGUGAUGCCGGGAAUAAAAUUAGCGUAGCUCAAGUAAAAUCAAAAAAGCAGCAAGUCUACGAAAGUGGAGAUACAGCGAGGCCCCACAAAUGUACGAUGUGCAGUGCUGCCUUUAGAAAAACGAGUCACUUGAAACAACACCAUCGAAGACACACUGGAGAAAAGCCUUACAAGUGUCCGAAAUGUGACAGGAGAUUCACUUCGAACAGCGUUUUGAAGUCGCAUUUGCACACUCACGAGGAUGCGAGACCGCACAGUUGUUCUGUCUGCAAUGCAAAAUUUACAACUCAUAGUAGCAUGAAGAGACACCUAAUUACACACAGCAAUAAAAGGCCUUUCAUGUGCCCCUACUGCCAUAAAACCUUCAAAACUUCUGUAAACUGUAAAAAACAUAUGAAAAUCCACAAGGCAGAAUUGGCUCUACAGCAAGUGGAAAAGCAAAAAAUGCAGUCGAAAGUUGUCAUGAUUGUGGACAAUCCGAAAGAGAUUCCAGAGUAUAAAAAGGAAGAUUCGGUACCUGAAACUUUCGCUUUAGGGGAUGAAAUUACAGUGCCAUUUCAGACUCAGCCUGUUGAUUUUACAGAUAACUUUUCUGGUCAGUAUGAGCCCAUUGCGGUGCAGGAUAAAGACAAAAUCCACAUUCCACUUUCUGUCGCGAACAAUAUCGUCCAUGAAAAUGUCCUGCAUGUUAGCAGUGUGAAUCUAGGAACUACACAAACAUUACAUGCUGAUGAAACGGGGACGAUUACUCUACCAAAUUAUGCUGGAGAACACACACUUAGUGCGGAGAGUAUCCGCGAAAUAGAAGAAACCUUAAACCAGCAGCUCUUUAAUAUUGGAAUGAAUCUCGAAUUAGGAAACCCAGUAUCAAAACAAACUGAAACAAAUUCUUCUCUCGACUCGAGAAAUCAGACCGUCCUCAAUAUUAUUUAUGAUAGUGAUAAGGCCUUAGAACCUGUUAGAAAUAACGAAAAUACUCAUAUAUUCACACCACAAUUUGAACCAUUCGGCAUGGGUCAGAUUUCCUUACAGACAAACGGAGACAUGGAUGUUGGAAUCGAAUCGGGCAAGACGACUAGCAUGGCAAAUAUUUUGCCCAGUUCUGUGCAAGAAAAGCAACAUUUGUCUAUUCCAGCGACAACUGGAUCUGUAGAAAUUACUCAGAAACCACUCAAGCAUUUAAUGGUUGUUAGUCCAAUGCAAACACGUCCCGAACUUUUGAGGCCGGUUCAAGCUUGCAAAAAGUAUUCGAAAAUUAUUGCCAAGGCUGAUACAACUAACGCGACUGAAGUUCAGAUUCUUGAAAAUGAUUCCAAAGUGGAGGAGGUGAAUGUCAGCAUAUCAUGCACAAUAUGUAACAAACUAUUCGAAAAAGAAUUGGAUUUGAUAUAUCAUGUCGAGGAACACAUCGCUUCAGCCACAAAAGUAACGCAAUCCGCUAAAAUUAAUUCAAUCGGAUCUACUGCUCUGCUGCAUAUUAAUUCACCAACGAAAACUUCUGAACCCGACCAGAAUUCAAUCGAAUCGAAUCCUUUGCUCCAGUGUCACAUGUGCAGGAAAAACGGUUUCACAGCUUCCGAAUUGAAGGAACAUUUGAGGACUCAUCAGGGCGAGAAGGAGUUUGAAUGCAUGGAAUGUUCACUGAAAUUCUGCACUAAUGGUGGAUUGAGUAGACACUUGAAAAUGCACGCCGCCAGGCAACAAUAUAGAUGUAUCAUAUGCGACAAAGUAUUACCGAAUAAAGUACAAAUGGAAGUUCACCUUCGAGGACACAAUGAAUUAUUUGCUGGUGUCGCGGAAGCCGAUAGUUCAGAAAAAGAAUCGCUUCCUGUAGAGAUCAAAUUUCAGGAGGUUUCUGAUGAUAAAAAUCCAUCGAAUACAGACGCGAAGAUAUCGGAACAAAUUUUGUUGGACUCUGCAGAAAUUAUGGAAAGACUUAAGCUUCAGAGUAUGGUGGGCAAGGAAGAAAAGAAACCAGAGAAGAAUAAAUGCAAAUUUUGCCCUAAGACCUUCCGGAAACCUAGUGAUCUCACAAGGCACAUUCGAACUCACACGGGUGAAAGGCCUUACCAGUGCCAAUUUUGCAGCAAGAGUUUCGCAGUCAAAUGCACACUCGAUUGUCACAUGCAAGUUCACAGUGGGAAGAAAACUUUCAGUUGUCACGUUUGCAACAGUUUCUUUGCGACAAAGGGAAGUUUGAAGGUGCACAUGAGGUUGCACACAGGUUCGAAACCCUUCAGAUGUCCAGUUUGUGACAUGCGAUUCCGCACCUCAGGUCAUCGAAAAGUGCACCUCUUGUCUCACGUGAGAGAGCAGAAAGAGAACAAGCCCCGGAAAACGAAGCAGAGAAAAAUCGCAGCAAUCGCAAGUGUCGUCGCGGAUGUGGAGAACGCGAUUGAGUCAGUCGCCACCGAAACCAACCGAGUUGAAGAACCUUCAGCGGAGGAAACCGAAUUCUCGAAUGUAGACACAGUUACCAUUGACGCCUCCGCUCUCACCGAUCAAAUCACCUUCAAUCCAGAUGGAACCGUUUUAAACAACAACUCUGUCCUCUCUGUUAGCGAGAGCAAUCAGCUCGUAGCCAAUUUGCAUUUUCUACUUGCCAACGGUCUCAUGACAAUCCAACCUGACGGAUUCGUGACAUUCCCGGACUCUGUUCUUCCCGGAUUAGCCAAUUUGCAAUUGGAGACAUCCCAGGGCGAUUUUCUUGCGUCCGCCGACUCGGAGAAUGUGAUCAUCACUCAGGAGCCGCAUUCCAUUGAUUUGGAACAAUCAGGGUUCUUGAACUGCACCGCAGUUUUACAAGUCGAGGACAAUGGAACGGUUUUUAAUUCCAGUAUUACUAAUCCUAAUAUGGCAAAUCCCAACGUCUUGAAUUCCAGUAUUCCGAAUUCGACUGGGUUUCGAAAUUCGAAGGGUGGACCGCCAAGGCGAGAGUGUGACAUUUGCGGCAAGGUCUUUACGAAACCUUGUCAGGUCGCAAGACACAAGAGGAUCCACACUGGCGAGCGGCCGUUUAAAUGUGAGCGUUGCGACAAAGCCUUCGCCCAGAAGAAUACUCUCAUAAUGCACCAAAAGCACCACACGGGAGAUCGGCCUCACAAUUGUCCCUUCUGCACUUACUCGUUUUCGCAGAAGGGCAAUUUGCAGACGCAUCUCAAGCGAGUUCAUAAACAGGAGUCGCUCGAGGGGAAGAAAUUGUGGAAGGGAGAGCAGCAGCCACCGAAAUUUGUGCAGGAGGGCACAGUCGAUAACAGAAUUUUGGGCCUUGACGAUAUCUCGCUUGUCGAGCUUUUGAAGUAAUUGAAAUGUUGAGAGUUUUUUGACUGAGAAAUUGAGAAUUAGGUAGUUUAGCUAGUGGUGAGAAAAUUUAACUUUUUAAAUUUAGGCUCUCCUUACAAAUGUAGAUUUAAGUAAUUAAUAUAUUGAGUGCAGCAUUCAGUCAGUGAUUCCUGUACGAUAUGCAAUUGUGAUCGACUGAACUCCCUGCAUUUCGCAAUCGUUAAACAAAUGUAUAUAAAUCGUUGAAAACGAUUAAGACGAUUGGUAAAAGUGACAGAUUAUUUUUUAAUUCAGAUGUUUAGAGAUAGCCGUGCCUGUCGGAACGGAACUUGUUUCGACUAAAACCGAUAUACUCAGAAUUAUGUGGGUGAUUCUUUAUAAUAAGGUCAAUUUUUGGUAGGAGCUAUUUUUUUUUUAAAGUAUUUUUAACAGGGCGUUCAGCGACCUUGAAAACCUGGAAUUCUCCUUUAAUUUUUGUUUAAAUCUUGAAAACCUGGAAGUUUC
Belonocnema kinseyi is the source of this 5977-nucleotide messenger RNA. Its product is annotated as zinc finger protein 236-like. The transcript has 25 exons. NCBI's taxonomy places the organism in Eukaryota, Metazoa, Arthropoda, Insecta, Hymenoptera, Cynipidae. Bases 107 to 5494 code for a protein of 1795 amino acids. The record is from RefSeq and is a predicted model, not a curated record. Gene Ontology annotation, cellular component: nucleus.